Messenger RNA from Miscanthus lutarioriparius, 723 nucleotides. The record is from the annotation of a GenBank genome assembly. NCBI's taxonomy places the organism in Eukaryota, Viridiplantae, Streptophyta, Magnoliopsida, Poales, Poaceae.
AUGGCUUACCGCGGCGGCGGCGGCCGAGGAGGAGGCCGCGGCGGCGCCCGCCGUAUGGCCACGGAGAAGCCGGGGGAUCCGGAGGCGGCGGUGGUGGCGGCGGAGGCGGAGGCCGGCCCUUCAUCUGGCCGCCACCGCCUUCCACUCCGCGCCGGUGACGCCGGUGACGCCGGCGCCGUACCUGCUCCCGGUGCCGAUGGGCUACCGCGGGCCCAUGGUGAUGCCGCACGAGGGCGCGUACGGGGUGCCGAUGGCCGUGUACCGGCCGUCCGGGCAAGCGGCCGUCUUCAGGGCGCUCGCGCCAGCGGCCUCCCAGGUCUCCUUCUCGCCUGCGCCUCCGGCAGCCCCGGUCACUAUCAGGGCGCCGCCACCAUCCUCGAUGACGACGUCGCCGGCUGCUCCGUCUUCCACUCCGGCGCCUCCACGCCAGCCCACGCCGCAGAGCGCCUCCACGCCGGCGUCCGAGCCGGACCCGCCGCCUCCUCCGCGCCGUCGCCCGCGGCCCUGGCGAAGGAGGCCGAGAAGAAGCUGUUCGUCUCCGAGACCGCGCUGGCGCCGCCCGCGGCGGCGGCGGCGGCGGCGGCGGCAGCGCACGGGACGGCUGCUACCGGCGCGGACGACGCGUCGGACCUCGCCACCGUGGGGAAGAAGGUGAUGAUCCGCGCGAACCACUUCCUCGUCAACGUCGCCGACAACGACUUGUUCCACUAUGAUGUGAGCUAG